Cololabis saira (Pacific saury) is the source of this 2662-nucleotide messenger RNA. RefSeq names its product regulator of MON1-CCZ1 (gene rmc1). Gene Ontology annotation, biological process: regulation of autophagy. NCBI's taxonomy places the organism in Eukaryota, Metazoa, Chordata, Actinopteri, Beloniformes, Belonidae. The record is from RefSeq and is a predicted model, not a curated record. Bases 103 to 2358 code for a protein of 751 amino acids. The transcript is spliced from 21 exons. Gene Ontology annotation, cellular component: lysosomal membrane; late endosome membrane; Mon1-Ccz1 complex.
UUUGAAGGGCCGGCGGAAGUGCGGUGCAGCUCACGCAGAUCCUGCAGAGCCGGAGCGUAACGGUGCAGAAAACAGGCAGAAAGCGGUCAGAACCGGGUCAGGAUGGAGGACCAACACUACCUGGAGCUGAGCGAGAACCCGGUCCAGUUCGAACACGCCUCCAGCGUCAACAACGUCUUCUUCGACGAGGCCAACAAGCAGGUGUUCGCGGUGCGUUCAGGCGGAGCCACAGGUGUUGUGGUCAAAGGCCCUGAUGACAAGAGCAGCGUCGCCUUCAGGAUGGAGGAUAAGGGGGAGGUCAAAUGCAUCAAGUUCUCCAUCGGUAACAAGAUCCUGGCUGUGCAGAGAACCCUCAAGUCUGUGGAUUUCAUCAACUUCAUCCCCGACUAUCCGCACACCGAGUUCACGCAGGAGUGUAAGACCAAGAACGCCAGCGUCCUGGGAUUCUGCUGGACCAGCUGGAACGAGAUCAUCUUCAUCACAGACCAGGGAGUCGAGUUCUACCAGGUGUUCCCAGACAAGCGGAGCCUGAAGCUGCUGAAGAGCCAGAACCUGAACGUGAACUGGUACCAGUUCUGUCCCGAGACGUCGGUGCUGCUGCUGUCGACCACCGUGCAGGGAAACGUUCUGCAGCCGCUGGUCUUUAAGGUGAGUCCUGGUUCUGACCCGGUACCAGGUACUGACCCGGUCCACUACGGUGCAGGGAAACGUUCUGCAGGGCUGGUCUUUAAGCGAGCCAGAGCCUUGGUUUUAGCCAAUCAGGAACAGAGGAGGGCGUGUUGGAUCAAGGGGGUAGUCUGGGGGAGCAGUCGCCCCGUCGCCCUCCUCUCCCCGCCGCCGGAGGUGCGGCGUCCGGCCCGCCUCGCGGGGCCUUCGUCCAGCGGCGUCCCCGCGUCGUCGGGCGGGGUAUUUCGCGGGGCGGUGUCCGGCACCGCGCGGAAGGCGAUCCGGUGGGGGGGAUCGGAUCUGGAAGCUGCGGUCUCUCCAGGUGCUGAUCAGGUUUCUGCCGGGGUUCUUCCCAUCGAAGCUUUCAGUCCAAACGGUCUCCCGACUCUCUCUUCUCCUUCCGACUCUGAAAUGAAGAGGACGGGGUGCAGCGUUGCAGCAGCCGGCGGUUCCCCCUGCUCCAGGGACGGUCCCUGUAAAAAGAGUCACGUGUUGAAACUGAACACGACGGGGAAGUUUGCUCUGAACAUUUCAGACAACCUGGUGGUGGUUCAUCACCAGAGUUCUCAGACGUCCCUGAUCUUUGACAUCAGGCUGAAAGAACCCGACUCUGCCGUCAACCAGCACCAGCCGGUUCUGCCGGGCCGGUCCAUCCACCCCUACCGGGUCCCGCUGGCAGGUCCUGCCGUCGUUCCCUCCCAGCCUCCGUUGCCGUGCCAACUGUACUCCUCCUCCUGGAGCGUCUUCCAGCCCGACAUCAUCAUCAGCGCCAGCGAAGGUUACCUGUGGUACCUGCAGGUGAAGCUUCCUCCGACCGUCAACCUGCUGCAGGACAAAGGGAAGCUGAUGGAUUUCCUGCUGCGGCGCCGGGACUGCAAGAUGGUGAUCCUGGCGGUUUGUUCCCAACUCCUGGGUUCCGGGGAGGACGGGUCUCUCCCCGUCGUGGCCACCGUCUUCGACAAGCUCAACCAGGUGUACAAGGAUUACCUGGAGGCGGAGCAGAGCUACACGCAGGCGGUGGAGGCGGGAACCGGCCGUGGCGGCUCCGCCCAGAAACGUCCCGUCAGGACUCAGGCGGUGGUGGAUCAGUCGGACAUGUACACACACGUGCUGUCCUGCUUCACGGAGAGGAAGGACGUGUCCCACAAGUUUGUCAUUGCUGUCCUGAUGGAAUACAUCCGCUCCCUGAACCAGUACCAGGUCACCGUGCAGCACUACCUGUACGAGCUGGUGAUCAAGACGCUGGUGCAGCACAACCUGUUCUACAUGCUGCACCAGUUCCUGCAGUACCACGUGCUGAGUGACUCCAAGCCCCUGGCCUGUCUCCUGCUGUCCCUGGAGAGCACCUACCCUCCAGCCCACCAGCUGUCCCUGGACAUGCUCAAGCGUCUCUCCACGGCCAACGACGAGAUCGUGGAGGUUCUUCUGUCCAAGCAGCAGGUUCUGGCCGCGCUGAGGUUCAUCCGGAGUGUGGGCGGCCACGACAACGUCUCGGCCCGGAAGUUCCUGGACGCGGCCCGGCAGACGGAGGACCAGAUGUUGUUCUACACCAUCUUCAGAUCCUUCCAGCAGAGGAACCAGCGGCUCCGGGGGAGCCCCGCCUUCACCCCAGGGGAACACUGUGACGAUCACGUCUUCCACUUCAAGCAGCUGUUCGGGGAGCAGGCGCUGAUGAAGAACAACACCGUCUGACAGGAAGUGAUGUCACCGCCGUCUGACAGGAAGUGAUGUCACCGCCGUCUGACAGGAAGUGAUGUCACCACCGUCUGACAGGAAGUGAUGUCACCACCGUCUGACAGGAAGUGAUGUCACCACCGUCUGACAGGAAGUGAUGUCACCGUCGUCUCACAGGAAGUGAUGUCACUUCCCCCCCAUCAGGUAGCCAUCAGGCUACCUGAUCAGGAUCCAGAUCAGGAUCAAGACGACUGACAGAAACCUGAGAUGUUGUUCUGUUAGAUACUUACUGUGAUGAAGAUGAAGAUGAUGGUGAUGGUGA